Messenger RNA from Hypoxylon fragiforme, 2559 nucleotides. Its product is annotated as amino acid transporter. The transcript has 4 exons. Lineage: Eukaryota; Fungi; Ascomycota; Sordariomycetes; Xylariales; Hypoxylaceae. The record is from RefSeq and is a predicted model, not a curated record. Gene Ontology annotation, biological process: transmembrane transport. The coding region runs from base 414 to 2120 and encodes 568 amino acids. Gene Ontology annotation, cellular component: membrane. Gene Ontology annotation, molecular function: transmembrane transporter activity.
GCUCUACUAAUCGGCGGAUCGAGAUGGACAGAAGAGUGGCUUUUCUUAUCUCGCCAACCUUUCUCGACUCAUUAUCAUGGCCCAGCCAGGAAACGACGCCGAGCACAUAUCUUGGCUGCUGCUCGCUGUAGAAGAAUGAGUCCCAAAUCUUAUACGCAGCCUUGAGUCUUGACUAGUACAUAUUACUACCAGUAAUCAAAGCCAUCCUUACUUGGUUACUUCACAUACCUAACCCUCUACUAGUUACAUAGUAGGUAUAUAUAGAAAGGCAAGAGCCUGCUUCUACAUCUUGAUGCCAUAUCCCCAGGAACUACUAUCGUCAAGUUUGAAGGCAGCCACGCGCCUCUAUACCUAACACGCCUCAAAACUACCUAUCUACCUAGGCUUACCUACCUAGUACAUAAGUGGACAACAUGUCGAGGCAUACAUCCGAGCUCGAUGAGAAGAAAGAGCCAGAGCUUGGAGGGCUAGACGACGAUACCAUUGCCGCAGUUGAUCAUGGCGUGGAAGUUAAUGCUGCUGGUUACAAAGAUCAGUUGAAACGACAAUAUGGCAUUUGGGGAAUCGUCGGCAUUGCGCUUACUGUCGACAAUGCUUGGGUAGCCUUGGGCUCUUCCAUAUCGGUUUCCAUCCUCAGUGGAGGUCCUCCAGGUCUGAUUUUCGGUCUCAUGGUAGCAGUUUUCUGGUAUUCCUUCGUUGGUCUAAGUCUAGCUGAGCUUGCCUCGUCCGUCCCUACUGCUGGUGGUGUCUACCAUUGGGCAACUAUCGCAGCUGGUCCCAGAUGGGGAAGAAUGGUUGGCUUCUUUACAGGAUGGAUCAACUUUUAUGGCUGGCUUUUUGGGUUGGCGGCACUGAUCCAAAUCACUGCCAACAUCUUGGUCCAGAUGUAUGCCACAUACCAUCAGGAUACCUAUAUCCCAGAUUCCUGGCACGUCUAUGUCACAUACGUUGGCGUUCUGUGGAUGGCAACUCUAUUCGUUAUCUUUGCGAAUAGGCUUAUCCCAUACACCCAGAACUGCGGUAUGUUCCUCGUUAUUGCAGGAGGUAUUAUUACCAUAAUUGUUAUUUCGGCAAUGCGACCUGAAAGCCAUGCUUCGAACCAUUUCGUAUGGAAUUCUUUCGAGGAGAAUAACUUAACUGGUUGGUCUGGCGGCGUCGCAUUUUUCCUGAGCGUACUGAACGGCGCGUUUACUAUUGGCACCCCGGAUGCCGUCACCCAUAUCUCAGAAGAAUUACCGCGACCAAAGAGAGACUUGCCAAUUGCCAUUGCACUGCAAAUCGGGCUAGGAUUCCUCUACGCCUUUUUCUUCGCCAUUGCAUUAUCUUAUGCCAUCACCGACCUCUCAGCACUACAAGGCGGUAUUAAUACUUACCCACUCGCGGUCAUUUACCAACAGGCUACGGGUAGCCAUACUGCGACAUUUUGUCUCUUGCUCAUCCUAUUGCUCAGCAGUCUAUGCUGUUGUGUCGGAACAGUCCUUACGAACUCCCGCACUUAUUGGGCUUUGGCUCGAGACAAUGCUGUACCGUUCUCUGGCCUUUUUGGCCAAGUCAACGAGACACUCAGCUGCCCGGUUUACUCUACCCUGUUCGUAUCGGUUGUCGCUACCGCUCUUGGUGCAAUCCCACUUGCAAGCUCAUCUGCCUUCUUGGCUCUUACCGGAUCCUUCAUCGUUUUGACAACAGUGUCAUAUGCGAUUCCUUUCACCGCAAAUGUGUUAACGGGCCGGAAGUAUUUCCCUCCUGGACCAUUCAACCUAGGAAAAUAUGGAUAUGCAGUUAACAUAACUACCGUAUUGUUCAUUACCUUGUUUGAUACCUUUUUCUGCUUUCGUAAGUCUUCUAGAUUCAUCCACACGCAAGUAACAUUGGCUAACUUCUUCAUUAUAGCCUAUGAGAUGCCCACGACGGUCGAGGCCAUGAAUUACAACAGCGUGAUACUUGUCGGCACUGUUGGUCUCUCGGCGUUAUGGUGGGUCCUACACGGAACACGCCAUUACCCAGGACCUAAGGUCAUGCAAUUGUAUAUCCACGAUGAUACAGUCGUACACAACGGAGUCCGCCCAGAGGCGGCUGCUGCGCCGAUAGAAAAUAGAAACGGAGAGAAAAAAAGUAAAUAAUCUGGGGAAGGAUAAGAAGCAAAAGUUACAAGCUGAAGAUGUUGGUCAUGGGACUUUCUUCUUCAGGGGCUGAGUUGAGCCAGCCCAGUUCCAGGAAAGGAAUAAUAUGAUACCUCAUAGAAGUUCGUCAUGGCUCGGAUAACUCAUGACAACUCAUUAUUUUUAUUUUAAAUUUUUUAAGAAUUCGCUUGCUACAAAUAGAACAAGCCUAUAAAAUCAAGUUACAAAAUUCACAUGUAUAGAGAUGGGGAAUCUCGGGGAGGGCUGCGCCGACUUCAUGCAUGCCAUAUGCGGAAGCACCCCUGAGCCUCAUAGUCCAGUGGGAGACAAGCGACUCUCCCUAUGCGGAAGCUUCAUUGUUCCUUUAACUAGUCCUUAGAAGUCUAGACCCUGUUUGAGUUAAAUAACUACAGCAAGGGUUUGUGCAUAUAAAUACAAC